AUGGAAAAUGUUUUCCUUGACUACUAUUACAAGAUUCAGCCAGAAGUCACCAUCAGUGAUCUUGCUGCCCUCAAGCAGAGUGAAGAUGAACCUGCCCAAGAUUUCAUAACCAGGCUCAGAAAGCUCAAAAUGAAGUGCCGGAUCCUUAUGGAAGAAAGACUAGAUGGCUCAGGCUGCCCUUAA
Molecule: messenger RNA, 183 nt
Organism: Prunus armeniaca (apricot)
Lineage: Eukaryota; Viridiplantae; Streptophyta; Magnoliopsida; Rosales; Rosaceae
Source: the annotation of a GenBank genome assembly